ACAACCUUCGGAUCGCAAAAAGGAACAUAUCAAACGGCCAAUGAACGCAUUUAUGGUAUGGGCCCAGGCGGCUAGACGUGUUAUGUCUCAACAGCAUCCGCAUUUGCAAAAUUCCGAGCUAAGCAAGUCGCUGGGGGAAGGAUAUAAAAAGUCCAGUGCAGUGCAAUGCAGUACGGAUGGCCUAAAAACGGAAGCAUCUGUUACGGCAAUGAUAAAUGGUGCUACGACCAUACAUAGCAAGAACCAUAGCUCUACCGGAGCGACAACAACACCACCAGAAACCAAAUCAAAUGGUCAGAACAAAAAACUGUCGACAACAGGCGGAGCAGCAGCAUCAGCAUCAACGGCCACAACCAAUUGUCAUUUGUCAUCAAAAACCAUGGCAACAGCUGGAAAUCGUUUGAAUGGCAACAAAGCCAAUGGCAAACAAAGAAACCGUGAACAACCACCGCAACAACAACAUCACAACCAGCCACCAAUGUCAGAUAAUGGCAAAUCUACAACCCAUUUUAUUUCUGCAAUGGAUAUUAAUGAAACAUUAAAGAAUUCCUGUAAAAAUGUGUCCUCCAUGUUGACUCAAGGUCGUCUCUUGGGACCGGCACAUAUUGCCGCUGAUGAAAGUUCAGCGGAAUUUAUGUUUAAUCGUUAUGAUUAUAGCAAAUCGUUGGAUUCACCUGGUUCCACGACUAGUUCAUUGUUAUCCUGUGCCACCUCGGCCAAUGAUUCACAGCCGUUGACACCACCAGCUACACCAUAUUGCAACGCUACACAACAACGUUUGACAGGACAUCAGGCCACACUGCAUCAUCAGCCACGUCAAGCAACAAGAAAUUUGUUGCAGCAACAGGUUAACGAUGUUGUGGGUGGUGGUGGCGGUUUAAGUGAAUACCAGCUACUUAACAUUGAAGGACGUGAAUUUAUAUCCUUGGAUGAAUAUCCUUAUAAUUCCAUGGGAGGGCCUUUAGCUAAUAGUGGAGGUGGUGGUGUUGCUCCACUGGCAAUAAAUGUCUAUAUUCAUGAUGGCAGUCAUCAAUAUUCCUCACCUUCCUCCUAUGCUUUGCAAUUUUAUGGCAAUCAACAGCAACAGGAACAAACAAACAACAAUCAUAUUCAACAUAAUUCAAUGGAAUUUCAAACUUAUGGACAACUUGGUAGUUCUGCAGGGUAUACAUCGGUAUAUCGUCACACAAAUUGUUCUUCAUCUCCGACGAUGCACACCAUUGAACCUUUAAAUUAUUUCAACAUAUCCACCCCACCACCACCAGCAGCAACGACAGCCGAACACUCUCCUUUGCGGACAUCAUGCUCCUCGCCCUACUCAAAGACCACUGCUCUCAAGACGGGGAUGCCCAAGAUGAAUGGCCAUACCCAACAUUAUAUGGCGCCAUUCGCCUCUGCAACAACGGAUCUAACAUCGGAAGUUGCUGCUGACCACACUAAUGAAGAUGUUGAAACCAGCAUCGAACAAUAUUUUAUGGAUCAAAUAAUGCCCAUUGCGUCGACGGCCACAGCCACAAACAUCAAUGGCAUAAUGCAUCAGGUCUCACCCUCCCUAACCACCUCAUCACCAACAUCAUCUGCGAGUAUUGUCACUGCAACAUCUGGAAUUUCUUUAAACAAUUAUACGAAAUCUCUCAUGUAUGCGGCAAAAAUGGCACACAACACAUCCGACACACAUGGACUGGAGGAUUAUACAUCAGCUGCCAAAAAGGUAUGUCUACCACCUACACCAUCAACAUCGUCAAGCAAUUCGACCGCAUCCGGUUCAUCAUCAUCACUGUCGCCACAUAAGUUUUCACCUACAUCACCCACGACGACCACAGCCACUGCAGCAGAUAAUAUGAAUUGUUAUUACAUGGCGGCACAGAUGCACUCCACAACUACUACCGGGGGAGUCUUAUCAUCACCUAUGGUGGCAGCAGAGACGACGACAACGACACUUACCACGGAGGCACAUGCCGGCCCAGCUAUGGGACAUCAUUGUAAUGAU
Molecule: messenger RNA, 1990 nt
Organism: Musca vetustissima
Lineage: Eukaryota; Metazoa; Arthropoda; Insecta; Diptera; Muscidae
Product: mucin-5AC-like
Exons: 2
Biological process (GO): regulation of transcription by RNA polymerase II
Cellular component (GO): nucleus
Molecular function (GO): RNA polymerase II cis-regulatory region sequence-specific DNA binding; DNA-binding transcription factor activity, RNA polymerase II-specific
Source: RefSeq, a predicted model, not a curated record